Molecule: messenger RNA, 849 nt
Organism: Phragmites australis (common reed)
Lineage: Eukaryota; Viridiplantae; Streptophyta; Magnoliopsida; Poales; Poaceae
Exons: 1
Coding region: 114-749 (211 amino acids)
Source: RefSeq, a predicted model, not a curated record
CAAAACCACUAGCCACCCAAUUUGCAAGCUCUCCUCUUUGCCCAUUUGGAAGCUCACUACGUGCAUCGAUCUCUAGAAGCUUCUAAACACUCAUCUCGUACGUACGUCGUGCCAUGGGCAACGGUCUCUCCCCGUGCCUGCACCUGCCGGCGUCGACAGCCGCGGCGGUGAGGCUGGUCUACUGGGGCGGGCACACGAGUCUGGUCACCAACGGCGACGGGCGCGUCGUCACCGCGGGGGACGUCGCGGCGGAGCUCCCUGCCCCGGCCGCCGACUACGUCGUCUGCCCCGCGGACUCCUUCUUCGUCGGCCUCCCGAUCCCAGUCAUGUCGCCCGGCGAGGAGCUGCAGCCGGGGCGGACCUACUUCGUCCUCCCCGCUAGCCGGUUCGCCUGCCUCAAGGUGCUCACUGCCGCCACGCUCGCCGCGCUGUCGCCCGCGCCGGCAAAGGCGCCCCUCGCCGGCCCGGGGCAGUGCCCGUUCGAGUACGUCAAGGGCGACGGCGGAGCCGCGCUCAUCAGGGUCCUGCCGGAGUUCAUCGAGAAGGUGAUCACCUGCGACGGCGGCCGACGCGGCGUGGUGGUGGCAUCGACGGCGACGGAGCUGUGCAGCACGCCGGAGCUGAAAAGGCAUUACGCGCAGCUCGUCGGGCCGAGGAACCAGGCAUGGUCGCCUAGGCUGGAGACGAUUUCGGAGUGUCACAAGAGCAAGUGGUUGAGGUCGCCGGCGAGACUGCUGUCUUCACGAUAGCCAUAUAAGUAGCGUAGAUUUCAUUUAGAAUCAAGGACGUGCAGCAAAAAUGUACAUAUUGGUUACACACUUUUUCUUUGAAACAAUGGUUACAUACUUA